UUGUGUAGUAAGGGUUUUCGCUGUAAAGAACUAACAGGAAAAAGUAAGAAGACGAUUUAAAAGAUGCAGAGUGUUAUUACAUAUGGAUAGUGACAGCUUGAAGUACGCCAUCAAAAGCAUUUUUGCUUCCAUUUAACACGGUUUUUGAGAUGCGGAUGUGAAUCUUAAAUAAUUGACAUAAUGAUGCCAGUUAUAGAGUUUCUGCAACUACCACAGGAAAUGCUUUUGCAAAUACUGAUGUAUCUUUCUCCAGCUGAAAAGGCAGCUGUUCGGGCUACAUGCACUUAUUUACGGACAUUGGUGGACCAUCCAUCUUUAUGGAAAAACAGUACCAUUAUCCUUAAAAGCAUAGGAACUUUCAAUGCUAAAUGUUGGGACACUCUUCAAACCCGAAAAAUCGCCUCUGCUGAGGUUAACAGGGUGACUCUAAAACAGUUCAAGAAGAUGGCCUCUUCAUUACCAGACCUUGUCAAUGUCAGAAUGGACUCGUGUUUGAAAGAGGAGGUUUUACAAGGACUUCGGCCACUUGUAAACCUUGAGCAGUUACAUUUGACAGACUGUUCAAACUUGUCAGAUCAGAGUAUAUUUUCUGAAAUCGUUCUGUUUCGCCAGCUUACACAUUUGACCUUAUGCAGAGUGACUUUCUCUGUCCUACCUCUAACGAGCAUUGUUUUACUUCAGAAUCUGUAUUCCUUGACUCUUCAUUCUAAAGAAGGCUUUGUUCCUGAAAGGGCUCUACAGUACAUUUUAUUUCGUUUACCAAAACUUCGCGAGCUCUCUCUUGCUAUUGGAAAUAUGAAUAAGUGGAAACUGUCAUUGUGCUUCAAUAUGCCAGAUAGCUUUGUAUAUGCAGCUGAAGAACAACCCUGUAUUCCCAGGCUGCAGCUUGAAAAAUUAGAGUUGUUGAAUUCUGGCUGUGCAGGGCUUUCAGCAAAUGCUUUUGAUCAGCUCUCUACUCUCCAGAGCGUUUGUCUGCGCCAUCAUAAAUACCUGCAAAAUGAAGACUUGAUCGAAAUGAUGCUCUUAAAGCUGUCUAAUCUUACAGAACUGAAAAUUGAAUGGGCUGCACCGUUUAAGCCAAUAAUGGAACCUAUAAUAUCUAAGCUAGAGAAGUUGAGCCUUGUGGGGACUGUGAUUACCAAUGAUACACUCACGUGGCUUUCUGAAAGCGCCAACAAACUGAGGAGUUUGAACUUGAGUUUUUCUUCUGGAUAUGGUGAAUAUAUGCUCAAACAGCUGCCCUGUUUAUUUCCUGAACUGCAGAAACUCUACCUCAGUAAUACUAGACUGACAGAAGAAACACUGAUUGUUUUGGCCAGUCUCAACUCAUUGCAACUUCUUGACAUUUCCAAUAACCAUGGCCUGACUCCAGAAGCUAUCCUCGCAUUUAGAAAUAUAACAAAUAACCGUGUUAGUUUAAUCUUUGAGAAACCGAUGGGAAGUUGGUAUUACUGCUGCUAUUAACACAGGCGAUUAAAUAAUGGAUUGUAUCACCAAUGUUUCAACGGAGUCUACGGAAUCUUGGAUAUUUAUUUAUAAAGAUUCAAAAUGGGUUUUAUUUAUUUUGUAAACGUAUUGAAAUGGCGAGGAAAAAAAAAAUAAAGUGCUGAAUGUAUUCUAGUUUUUAAUCUGCAAGAAAUGUGAAUUUAUUUUUAUAAAGAACUUUUAUACAUAGAGACUGUCGUAUAGGGGACAAUGGUGCAACAUAUUUUAAUUGGCUAGAAAAAGUGUGUAAUCUUGACUUUUAAAAUUAUAUGUUUAACUUAAUUAUCGAACUUUAGUGAAAACUGUUGAUUGAAUCAUUUAAUGUUUUUUGCAGAGUGCUCAGUGGCAAAAUAGAGCAAAUUUAGUGAAUCACCAAGUAAAUCUUGCACAUUCAUACUGUUAUCAUGGAAACAUUGUUACCAUAGCAAAAUAAAUUGUAAUCACACUGGUUAUCAGGUCCCUUUUUGAUAUUAUUAAAAAAAUAUGAAUACGUUUUAA
Molecule: messenger RNA, 1983 nt
Organism: Bombina bombina (fire-bellied toad)
Lineage: Eukaryota; Metazoa; Chordata; Amphibia; Anura; Bombinatoridae
Exons: 5
Coding region: 181-1464 (427 amino acids)
Biological process (GO): SCF-dependent proteasomal ubiquitin-dependent protein catabolic process
Cellular component (GO): SCF ubiquitin ligase complex
Molecular function (GO): protein binding
Source: RefSeq, a predicted model, not a curated record